CUGACAGCGGCCUUAUACGCCGUUGAACACACGCCCCUCGAUGCCCCGCUAUGCCUUCUGAGUACCAAUAACGUACUCACCGAUUUGAUUUUCAAACGGGCCCCUAUGUGGGAAACCCGGGGAUGGAUAGAUAUCCCACUCGCUGCACACUUGCGACCGCUCCUGAACCACCUUCGUCAGAGGUGUGCAGUCACCACCUUUGGGAAGGUGACAGGCGAGGAUACCUGGCAAGUCCUAGAACGAGCUCGACAGGAGGCCUCCACCUCGCCACCGCAGACCUUUCUCGUGUCCAGAGCCCCGACACGAGAGCUCGAUCCACGCUUUGAGCUAACGGGAGCCAGGCUAGACUGCCUGACGCAGGCGCUCGCGUACAGCGGUAUCAUGGAACGGAAGCAAACAGCCUCCAGACGAGCCACAACUGCGAACCUGGAAAUGGUACGACGCCACUUACCGGCAGACACCCCGAUACCGAAUGAACUAAUCUGGGUGAGCACUCGGCAUAGAGACUUCACCCGGCCUUUCGCCGUGUUCCUGUGGAAAGUCAUGCAUGGAGGUCUCAAAUGCGGGCCCUAUUGGAGCAAGAUCCCAGACUACGAAUACCGGGCGCAGUGUGGUCACUGCGGUGCCCUGGAGACCAUACAGCAUAUUCUUUUUGAAUGCCAAGCCAUAGGCCAGUCGCUUGUUUGGUCGAAGGUACGGACAGUCUGGGAGAAGAAAAUACCCGCCCUGCCCUGGCCCGACUUGUCCAUGGCAUGGGUGCUCUCCCUCGGCCUAACAAAGUGGGAGACGGAAGCGGAACGCGGGCGCCCCGGAGCCACGAGGUUGUGGCGGAUACUGGUGUCUGAGGCAGUCCACCUAAUCUGGAAGCUGCGUUGUGAACGAGUGAUAGGUCAUGCCGGAGAAGACAGGUGGGAACACCGAACUGCGGGAGUGAGCAAUAAGCUGCAAUACGUGUUGAACGGCCGGCUGGCUUUAGACAUCGAGUCCACACGGAGGAAAUACGCAAAUUCUGUGUCAAAACGAGACCUGAUACACGCUACGUGGAAUGGAGUACUGUGGGAUGAACCUGCGCUCCCGGAUGAUUGGAUG
Messenger RNA from Fomitopsis serialis, 1089 nucleotides. RefSeq lists its product as uncharacterized. NCBI's taxonomy places the organism in Eukaryota, Fungi, Basidiomycota, Agaricomycetes, Polyporales, Fomitopsidaceae. The transcript has a single exon. The record is from RefSeq and is a predicted model, not a curated record. The annotation marks the transcript as partial.